UAAUUAUAGUUAAUUCUCGCAUCUCUUUGAAAUUACACAAAUCCCCCCAAAGUUCCAAAUUUCGAGGGACUUCCCAUUUGAGAGACUUCCUUUUUCCGUGAACGAAUUCAUCACUGGAAUCCGAAUUCCUAGUUCCUACCUUACCUCGAAAGGUCCCACCCUCUCUCUCUCCCGCGAUGAAGAAGGCAGGCCUCCCGUAAUCCAAAAACCUCUCUGCUCAAACCCUAUCUACAGGUACAACGCCUCAGGUCAAUGGAUACAGAUGAUAGAUCAAGUAGUCCUCUCAAAGAGAACAUGGAUAGGACACUUCUAGCAUCAAAUAACUUGGACUUGAAUGUGGAGCAGGACUGUCGCAGCCCAAAAUUUUUGCAUAGUAAUGGCAUUCAGUCCAAUCUUUAUGUAAAGGAUGGAGCCAGUAAAGAUGCAGUACUUAAAAUCGGUACAGAAUUUGAAUCAGAUGAACAUGCAUACAAAUUCUACAACAAGUAUGCCAGAUUAGUAGGUUUCAGCGUUAGGAAAGACUGGAUAAAUAGGAGCAAGGUACAUGGUCAGGUGGUAUCUAGGAAGUUCACUUGCUCUAAAGAGGGUUACCGGAGGAAGGACAAAAGAGACAUUAAUGUGAAGAAACACCGAAAGGAAACUAGAACCGGUUGCUUGGCACAUAUGAUUAUUACUCGUCAACCUGAUGGUAAAUACCAGGUUACACAUUUUGAAGAACAACACAAUCAUGACAAUGUAAACCCAACUAAUGCUCAAACCUUGUCAUUGCAAAGAGAAUUUAGUUGUUCUCCUGAGACUGAAGCUUGCUCUGCAACUAAUUUGGAAUCAUGCUCAACGUCAACAUUUGAAUUGAUGACUAGACAACUUGAAGUCCGGGAAUCCCUUGAUGUUCUUGCCCUUGAUUCUGACAAUUAUCUUCAAUCUGAAAGAUUAAGAGAUAUUAAGGAGGGAGAGGCAGGACGUUUGUUGCAUUAUUUUCAAAGGCAGCACUUUGAAAAUCCAUCAUUCUUUUAUGCAAUACAGCUUGAUAUUGAUGACAAGGUAACCAACAUAUUUUGGGCUGAUGAUAACAUGGUACUGGACUAUGACCAUUUCAGCGAUGUGAUCUGUUUAGACACAACUUCCAAAUCAAACAAAGACUUUCCCCCAUUUGUACAGUUUAUAGGAGUAAAUCAUCACAGACAAGUCUUGAUUUUUGCUGCUGCACUUUUAUAUGAUGACACUGUCGAUUCUUUUAAGUGGCUAUUACAAACUUUCAUAGAAGCAAUGUCUGGGAAGAAGCCAAAGGCUAUUCUCGCAGAUCAAGAUGCAGCAAUUAUUGAAGCAAUCAAUUCAGUGUUACCAGAAACAAGCCAUCGUAUAUGUGUAUGGCAGAUGUAUCAGAAUGCUCUCAAACACCUUAGCCUUCUAGUAAAAGAUGUGGAUUCCUUUGCCAAAGAUUUAAAGAGCUGUAUUUAUGACCACAAGGAUGAGGAAGAUUUCAUUUGUGGCUGGGAGUCUAUGCUGGAAAAAUAUGGUCUUCAGCAGAAUGAGUGGUUAAGAUGGAUGUUUAGAGAAAGAGAGAAAUGGGCUGUGGUAUAUGGUAGGAAUACUUUUUUCGUUGACAUGAAUGGCUUACAUCUGGGUGAGUGUUUAUUUAAUGACUUGGGGACUCGCUUGAACUCGGACCUUGAUAUUCUUCUUUUCAUAAAAUAUUUUGAAAGGGUAGUAGAUGAGCAACGUUGCAAAGAAACUGAAGCUAAUGAUGAAAUGAGCAGAUGCAUGCCAAGACUAAUGGGAAAUGUGGUUUUAUUAAAGCAUGCCAGUGGUGUUUACACUCCAAGGGCAUUUGAAGUACUUCAGAGGGAAUAUGAGAAGUGUUUAAAUGUUGUUGUUAACAGGUGCAGUCAGAAUGGGUCAUUGAUCGAGUAUAAAGUGAAGAAAUUUGGACAAGUUCGAGAACACACUGUUACCUUCAAUUCUUCUGACUCUACAGUCGUUUGCAGUUGUAUGAAGUUCGAAUAUGUUGGGUUUCCAUGUAGCCAUGCACUGAAAGUACUUGAUCAUCAGAAUAUAAAGAUUAUCCCUUCCCGUUAUAUCUUGAAGAGAUGGACAAAAGAUGGAAGGUCUGGAAGCGUGAAAGAUUGUUACAAUUUUACCAUCGAAGAUAAUCCUAAGUUGGUUGUUGCUAGCCGCUACAAAAGUUUGUGCCACAGAAUGCUUAAGUUGUCAGCCAGGGCUUCUGAGUCCGAGGGAGCAUUUCAAUUUGCUGCCAGACAACUUGAUGAGCUGAUGGAAGGGGUGAAGAAAAUUUUGACCUUAAAACCUGAGGAUGCUCAAGCUAUCACCUCAAGUAGCACAGGUGCAAAUGCCUCUGAAAGUGAACAUGCAGAGAUUUUUCUGGAUAGAAAUGCAAUUGAUGAUCAGGAUGAGAACAGAGUAAAAGGACCAAAAGAAAAGGUGAGUGGUAAUUCUGAUAGAGGUCCACUAGUCAAUGUGAAUGGAAAACUUUCUCAUACCAAAGGAGUUCAGAAUAUAGAAGCAUCCCCACAGGAUAUUGUAACCUGCAUUUCAAGUCCCUCAAGGGCAUAUAUUUCACCUCAAGCCACCACACCAAAUACCAUUAUGCAGGGUAUGUACAAUUUUGAAGCAAAUCAGGUGGUUCAGUGCAUGUACCAGCAAUCUAAUCUGGUCAUGGACCAGCAACCCAAUCCUGACAUAUAUCAACCACCUAACAUCUUCUCUAACCAACAUGAUUUACCUGGCCAAUCUCAACUAUUACAGGAACCUCUAAUCCAUAACCCAUACCACGAGUCUGUCUCAAGCACCAGUCAAUUGAGGCAGGCAAUGGAUCUUGAUGUCCAACAUGAACAUUCAUCUUCGUUCUUACUUUUUGACGAGAGAUACAGAGCUUCCAGCAACUAUCUUGGGCCCAAGUGAAAAAUAUGGAAAGUUAUACUUCUCUCUCAUCAUUGUCUGUCGUGUUCUGUGUAGUAUCAAAUUCUUGAGUUCAUAC
Messenger RNA from Juglans microcarpa x Juglans regia, 2995 nucleotides. Its product is annotated as protein FAR1-RELATED SEQUENCE 7-like. The coding region runs from base 253 to 2919 and encodes 888 amino acids. The transcript has 5 exons. The record is from RefSeq and is a predicted model, not a curated record. Gene Ontology annotation, biological process: regulation of DNA-templated transcription. Lineage: Eukaryota; Viridiplantae; Streptophyta; Magnoliopsida; Fagales; Juglandaceae. Gene Ontology annotation, molecular function: zinc ion binding.